GCUUUGUUUUCAUCUUUGUUUUUCCUACGAAUGACGCUUUGCUGCCUCCUCCGACUAAAAGUGUGAUAUUUGUCAUGAAUAUUCAAGUGUAGCCGCAAAAUACUGAAUUUUUUACGUUUUCUUACUUGUUCUUACUCAUCUGAAAUAUUCAUGAGCGUGCGCCUCAUAUUAAUUUGUUAGUUGUGAAGUGACUUGAGUCUCUGCCAUCAUGAUAAAAUUCGGAAGCAGAAACGAUGUUAAUGCCGUUUAUAAGUGCACCGUACGUCUUCUGGACGAUACAGAAAUUUUAGAGUGUGAUUUUAAGGCCCAGCACAAAGGCAAAUAUUUGUUGGAUUAUGUAUGUGAGCAGCUGAAUCUUGUGGAGAAAGACUAUUUUGGCUUGCGUUAUGUCGACUCAAACAAACAACGGCAUUGGCUUGACCAGACUAAGGCUGUCUUGAAACAAGUGAAAGAUAUGGAUCCUAUUCUCCUCAGUUUCCGGGUGAAAUUCUAUCCGCCUGACCCUUUUCGAUUGAAAGAAGAAAUCACUCGCUACCAGAUUUACUUACAGCUGAAGAGGGACCUUCUACAUGGACGCCUUUAUUGUGCUCCCAAUGAGGCUGCUUUACUCGCAGCUUAUGUGGUUCAAGGGGAACUUGGAGAUUACGAUCCUGAAGAGCAUGUCGGUAAUUAUGUAAGUGAUCUAAAAAUAUUAUUAAAGCAGUCAGAACAAGUAGAGGAGAAAAUUAUGGAAAUCCAUCAAACUCAGCUCAGAGGACAGUCACCAACUCAGACUGAAAGCAACUUUCUUCGCAAAGCAUGCUCCUUGGAUACAUACGGCGUUGACCCGCACCCAGUGAAGGAUCAGCGUGGCAGUGAACUUUAUCUUGGUAUCAAUCAUCUUGGGAUCUUGACCUUCCAAGGCAGCCGAAAAACAAACCAUUUCCGUUGGACAGAAGUGCAAAAAAUUAACUAUGAAGGCAAAAUGUUCAUAGUGCACUUAACAUAUAAUGAAGAUCCCAGGACCAAGAAGAAGCAGACAGUUGGGUUUAAAUGUGCCACAGGCGCAUCUUGUAAACAUGUUUGGCGCUGUGCAGUAGAACAGAUGUUAUUCUUUACCUUACCAUCUAGCUCUGAUGCCCCACAUGUUGUAACUGGAGGGAGUAUAUUCUCGUUUGGAACCAAGUUUAAAUACAGUGGUCGUGUUGAGCGCGAAAUCCUAGAAGACUCAACUCCAACACGCCGCGAAGAACCUACUAUCAAUAGAGUUGGUUCACUUCGUCGGAAGGCAUCCAGUGUCCCUGCAACUCCAUCUACUCCUGUGAUUGCUGAACUUGGUCACAACAGUCUACCUCGGUCAAAUUAUUCCGCUGAUUCACGUCUUGACUCCGGCAAUUAUCCCUACUCUCCUGAAAAUACUCUUCCCUUAGAAACAGUGUCGGAGGAUCAAGAAAUAGCGGGAAAAUCCCGAGUUGAUGGAGUAACGUCCUCUGAAAAAGUGCACGAUCUGCAUGAUAAUCACGUAGAUAAAAAAGCCAAAGAUGGCGAGUCUAAUUUUGGCGACUACUAUUAUCGUGAUGGAAUGGAUCAGUCCUCCUCAGAACUAGCUUCGCAGUCACACAGGUCUAGUCGAAGUCAGACGCCUGUUUCCCGUGGGAACAAGAAUGCAACUAGCGCCUUCCGCUUCCACAUAUCAUCUGCUCCCAAAGGCAGCAAGAUCCUCAAAUUCCUUCGAGUGGUUAUUCCAUCGAUAUUAAUUGUUCUCCUCUUCUUGUUUCUCAUGGUGGUCAUCAUCUUGGAGACAGACUAUGAAGUUCUGGCAAUGCUGAGACGGGCGCCAGAAAUGAUCAUGAUCAGGCGGAGGUAUUAUGAACCUGCCAAAGAAUUCCUCAAAUCAAGAUUCCUCUCAUACACCACGGACCUCAUUCCAUCUUAAGUUUACUCAUGUACCUUCUCCCUGUACCCUAUUUUUCCUUUCCCUUCUUAUUAGCACUCAAAUAUGAAGGAUGACUGCAGAGGUUUUAUCAUAAAACCUUUUACAAUUUACUUAGGUAUUUCCUUUUUUCAUGAAGGUGCAACAAACCAGCUUUUUCAACUCUCAGAGGUAUGUUUGGUGAAAAAAUAAAAGACGAUAUUUGUUAUGAAGUUUCCUUUAAAUAAACCUUCUUUGUUUUUAAUGAGAAAUAGGUACUAAAGAACAUGCAUAAUUGAUCAGGAUUUUGUAUGAUUACAUGUUUAAGUCAAAAAUAUUCUUAUUUGUUUUCACUUAUAAUCAUGUGCCUCUAAGUAUAAUUUUUCCAUAAAUUUUUGAGGAUAACAAAUUCAUUGUAUAAGUAUUGUGCUAUUAUUCUUAUUUUAAGGACAAUUGCUCUUUUCCAAGACUAUCAGCUGGUGCCAUGUAUAAGUCAAUUUCUACAAUCAGCGCCCGGUAAAAACGAGAUGCCUAUGUUUCUUAGUCAGGUUUAUCCUCAAGAACAGGUUCAGGAAAAUUAGAGCAGGCGUAUGUAGUGUAUGAAUUGCCCUCUGUCCUAUGCUAGGCCAUUCAGAACCUUUUAUGCAUUUAUUUUUUAUGAGCUAUGUCAUCCUUCCAUACUUUGUACAAAAUGUGCGCAGAUUGUUGGCAUUUUUCUUUGGUAUUUUUUCAAUUUCUAUUUUUUGUUUUUUCUUCUCUUGAGUUUUUCUCUUCGGCAUUUCUGUACCUAUUAACUAUUAGUUUUUCCUACUUUUCUGGGCAAGAAGUGCUGAGCAUUUUUGUUCACUGCAAAGACUUAUUUAUUUAGCAUUAUUUUUAGGUUUUAAUUUCAUUUGUAUACUUUCCUCUCUUUUUUUUCUUCAAUUUUGGAGGUGUUUGGAUUUAUGCGUGCUUAGCUUGCAGAUGUAUGAAUAGUAAUCAUUUAUUUAUUGAUCAUAGAUUUAUAUUUAUAUUCUUUAUACUCUUAAAUUAAGUUAAAGCAAUGUCAUCAGAAAUUUUUCUCCACAGACACAUAUUGUAGCUUGUAUGUUUUAUUUAUUUAUUUAUUUAUUUAUUUAUGUUUUACUAUUAAUUCAUUUUUUUGUAAAAUAGAUUCAAUUAUGGAUUAAUGGAUUCAAUCCAGUCCAUACUUUGGGAUUUGAAAAAUGGUACAGUCUCGUUUUGUCAAACCAACAGAGAGUUCUAUUUUUUAUUUUUGCAAUUUUUUUUUCAUUCUGACUAAAUUCAGUAUCAUUUCAAUAUUUAUCCUUACUUUUGAUCAAAACGGUUACCAAAGUAAGAUCUAAAAGCAAUGUCCAAGUGCAUAAAAUAAAACAAAAAAAAAUGUCAGUUUUGAUUCCUUAGGAGUAUUUUUUUAGCUGCUGUGGUUUAAAGUUUUUGUCUUUACUCAUAUGCCACGCAUGUUUUUGUAAUAUAAUCUGUAACCUUGCAAGAUAAUCAGUGAACUCGUUCCUUAUUGAUCCCUGUGAAACUUAAAUUGAAAUACUACAUUCCUAAAAAUACAGUUUCUCGCCAGUUAGUUUAUUUUUAUUCUCAGAGAAUUUAAUGUUGACAAUCAGUUAUCAACAGAGUCGGUAAUUUUACCUCAAAUUUUACAUUUUGUGUUUUUUUCCAUGUAUUAUUAUUGUUGACGGUAGUUCAGUGCAGCUAUAGAAUUGUCUUUUGUUUUAUGUUGUAUGGAUUUAGUUAAAGUUCGAAUCUUGUAAACCAAAGGAAACCAAGCCAAAUUUUUUCCAAAAUUUUAAGGAAUCAGAAAAAAAAAAUUCUCAGCUUAUAAAUGACGUCUAUUCUCUUACUUACAAUAAGUUAAGAAAUAGCUAUUCUCUUUGAAGUUGUUUCUAAAGUUUGUAUUUUUUUCCCACAUGCAACAAGACAGUAGUUCCUCAAUUGGAAUCGAGAAAAAUGAUAGAGAAUCGAUCAGAUCUUAGUGAUGAAUACCUAAGGGGUUUUCAAGUCAGUCGACUGUUUUAUAUCAAGACUUAAAAUUCUCCAAGUUCUCCUCAUUAGUCCUCUCAACCCAAACCAUUGAAAUGGAUGGAUGUAAAAAAGACCUAUAAGUUUUGUUGCAGCUUAUAUUUUUACUACCUCCAAGGGAUUAAUGUUCCUUAAAUCCUGAACUUUUGGAUUUUCUCCUUUUUUAUUUGUACCUUUCAUGCAUUCUAAAAAUCAUUCUAAUAAUCUUUGUACCAUUCCUUAAUCAGUCAUUGACUGUGAAAGCGGGUUUUACUUACCAAUCAUCACAAUGUUCCAUUCCAUAGUAUUUUAAGUGAAUUUUAACUUUUCCUGCUUGUUUUUUUUUUUCAUUGCAUCACAUUGCUGAAGUUGCUCGAAUAUUUUGGAGCUCCAGAUUUGUUUUUUAAAUUUUGAGCAAGUACAUGGUUUUAAAAAAAAUAAUGCUUAAAAUUGAAGAUUUUAAAUUUUUCUCUAUAUAUAUACAAUGAUAAUAGCCAUUUACCUUUCCAAUUUUUUUAUGACGUAGUUUUUGUAUUUAUGAAAUGAGCUGUAUUCAGAGUUUUAAUUUUUUUUUCUUCAGCAAAAAAUUCACCAAUCCCUUUACCUUACGAAAUCAAUGUAUAUUUGUCAUCUCAAUCCCAGAUGGAGAAGUAAUAUAAAAAAACUUUGCAAUAAUGAAAACCAAAGACUUGCAUGUAAGUAGCAUAUGCAUGUAUUUUAUCCCUAAUCAUUGAAACAAGUAGGUUUAGCUGUUAAAUUAUUUUGAAUGACUGUACCAUUUGUGUGACAUCAAAGGAAAGUCGUAUUUUUGGACGCAUCAGGCAUGUAUAUUGAGAUGAAUUUAUUGUAUUUCCAUUGAUCAUUGAUUUUCUUUGUUUUCUGAUGUAAAUUAUUAUUUAGUUUUUGAAAUAAUUUCUGUGUGGUAUUGCAAAUAAAACGGGAAUAUAUUUGAACAUUUUAA
Messenger RNA from Bemisia tabaci, 4865 nucleotides. RefSeq names its product FERM domain containing (gene Frmd5). Gene Ontology annotation, cellular component: cytoskeleton. Gene Ontology annotation, molecular function: cytoskeletal protein binding. The record is from RefSeq and is a predicted model, not a curated record. Lineage: Eukaryota; Metazoa; Arthropoda; Insecta; Hemiptera; Aleyrodidae. Gene Ontology annotation, biological process: actomyosin structure organization.